Pseudophryne corroboree (corroboree frog) is the source of this 1474-nucleotide messenger RNA. RefSeq names its product left-right determination factor 1-like. Gene Ontology annotation, cellular component: extracellular region. Bases 128 to 1231 code for a protein of 367 amino acids. Gene Ontology annotation, biological process: anterior/posterior axis specification. The record is from RefSeq and is a predicted model, not a curated record. NCBI's taxonomy places the organism in Eukaryota, Metazoa, Chordata, Amphibia, Anura, Myobatrachidae. The transcript is spliced from 4 exons. Gene Ontology annotation, molecular function: cytokine activity; transforming growth factor beta receptor binding; growth factor activity.
UCCUGUGGCCUCUCUAUAUAAGUGCCACUAAGAAGGUUCCAAAGCAGAUUCCUUGUACUCAGCAAGGACCUGAAAACUCCACAUCUGCAACGCAAGGUCUCUGACCUAUCUCCACAGCCUGGGAAAGAUGCUCAGCACCAACAUCUCUGUGAGGCUUGGCUGGUUUCUGGGAGCCCUACUUGUGGCCACCACCAGCGCCUUCACCCCAGAGGCCAUCAAGGAUGCACUGCUGAAGAAACUCAACCUGCCAGAGGUCCCCAGGCUGGUGAAGAGAGACAUUGAGGAGCUGGUGAUCCCUAGACACAUCCAGAGCAAGUACAUCUCCAUGCUCCACAGACACAAGGACAGGACGAGGAGGUCUCUGCCCAGCCUGACUGGCAUCCUCAGGGGCAUCCAAGGAAAUGCCGAUAUCUUCGGGGAAGUGCUGUUCUCCGAUUCCAGCAAGCAGACCCUGGUCUUUGAGAUGAUCUCCAGAAUACCCCAGAACAGCGAAGUGACCAUGGCCGAGCUGAAACUUUUCAAACAACCCCCCAACACCAUGGAACUACCCGACAGGCGCUUCCACAGGCCGGUCACCAACGCCAGGGUCAGCGUCUACUACGUGGAGGUGAUGAGGGACGGGAGCAACAGAACCUCUCUGGUGGAUUCCAGGCUUGUACCCAUCAUGGAGUCCGGCUGGUGGAGUUUCGAUGUCACCCACGCGGUGCACUACUGGAUGAGAAGCAGCGGGCAGGCUAACAUGCACCUGGAGCUCAGGGUAGACGGGGAGAGGCAUGGCAACCACGCGGCAGAGAUGGCGAAGCUGGUGCAAUUCACUACCCAGAAUCUAUUGGACAGCAACGGGGGCAAACCCGAACUGGUUCUCUACACUCUGAACCUCAACGACCAUGGCGCCCGUGGAGACUGCUCGGCUCCAGAAACCAGGAAGGACAACAUCUGCUGCAGGGAAGAGUACUUCAUAAACUUCCGGGAGCUCACCUGGACCCAGUACUGGAUCAUCGAGCCAGCGGGAUACAACGCGUUUCGCUGCGCUGGAGGCUGCAGGCAGCCCCACUCCCCAGCCGUCAAGUACCGCUAUGGCAAGAGGACUUGUGUGGUGGCUGAAAGCUCCCCCCUGCCGGUCAUGUACCUGGUCAAGAAGGGAGACUACACCGAGAUCGAAGUGGCAGAGUUCCCCAACAUGAUCGUGGAGCGUUGCGGCUGCGCGGCUGACCACAUUUCCAUCAUCUGACCGGCGCUCGCAUCAGCCCCUUCGUACCUGACGACGUUGGAUGUACGUCUGCAUCCUGAACUUCCCCCACGGCCGGCAAACUUUGCCGGUAAAGUCGCCAGAGGACUGAACUCUUACACCCCCGACGUAUGUUCACAGUCUUAGGAAUAGUAAUGGUAGCCGCGUAGAAGCACUUACUGUAAAUAACCCGAGUAUAUUUAUCUUUGACUUCUCCGCCUUAUGGUACAGAGAUCAACGUGACUU